Molecule: messenger RNA, 468 nt
Organism: Peronospora belbahrii
Lineage: Eukaryota; Oomycota; Peronosporomycetes; Peronosporales; Peronosporaceae
Source: the annotation of a GenBank genome assembly
AUGUUUGAAGGGACCACACGCCGCUCAGAUGCCUUGAAAUUGCUAUAUGCGACUUACGAUAGUGUCCCGGUCAAGAGGCAUUUGAAGGCAAACGCGGCCAUGCCAGCAAAUGAUCUUUCAGAAGAGAGGGAUGACAUCUCGGGACUCCGUGAAUUUGGCACCCCACUGAAAUCCGGACUCCGUGAAUUCGGCACCAAACUGAAACCCAGUCUAUCGACAAUCAUCGCGAAAAUUCGGUUGAAGUGGUGUGAGUUGGCGGGGAAAAACUUGUAUGCUACGUUUGAAAUUCUUAAGUUCCACAAACAUCCUGAAAAGCUACUUGAUAGACCGGGGUUUUAUAUGUGGUUAGAUUUUGCUGCCUCCCACAAUUACCGCGCUUAUUAUAUCAUUCGAGCCUUGGAACAUUAUUACAGGGGCCAGGAGGACGUCCUGGUCAAGGUCUUGAGUGCAGGAUUUGUCAAUGAAUAA